CAGCAGGGGAGUUGGCCUUCAACACGUGUCACAGUUGACCGAGCAGUAUACGACAGGAGGCUCUGAUAGUACCGCGCGCCGCACGCGUCGUGGCAUUCUAACUUAUAUUGACAGCAGUAGUAGACUUCGAGGUAUUCUAGCCAAUAAGGGCACUAAGCUAUAUACAAUAUGUAUUUUUUUAUAUGAACACAAAAAAAAACACAAAAAAACAAGAGAAAAGAGUAUGUUUUUGUACACCGAGCGGAAGCUCUGCAUAUCGCUGCCCUGAGCUUCCACGUCAAAGCUGUAAGGGUCCUCCAGUCAGCGGAACACCUGUGUUUUCCGACGGAUAUGCUUCGUGCGCCGUUCUUUUUGUAGUUAAUGAAUUCACUAUAGCUGGAAAAGCGAGUCAGUUUCCCGGUCUCCACUCGAAAACAUCAUGGCAACAAAUACAUUUCGCCUGGCCCUUCUACAACUCGCUACGACGCUAAACAAGUCGGAAAACCUCCGAGCCGCGAGUCUGAAAAUCAAGGAGGCUGCGACCAGCGGUGCCCACAUGGUAUGCCUUCCAGCUUGCUUCGGUUACCCCAUCGGCGGUCGAGGCUUUAAGGCCUCCGCGGAGACCAUUCCCGGCGAGACGAGCGAGAUGCUGUCCCAGUCCGCGAGGGAGAACGGCGUGUACCUUAUAGGCGGUUCCAUGACCGAAGUCGACGGUAAGGGUCGAAGAUACAACACCUGUCUCGUCUAUGGCCCCGACGGCAGUGUGGUCGCCAAGCACCGGAAGCUGCAUCUAGUCGACAUCGACAUUCCUGGAGUGAUGACUUUCCGUGAGGCAAGCCUAGUAUCGCCAGGGAACAGACUGACCACCUUCGACACUCCGUUCUGCAAAGUCGGCGUUGGCGUGUGCUACGACAUCCACUUCGCUCCUCUGACGCACAUCUACGAGCAACUCGGUUGCAAGCUGCUGGUGUUUCCUUCCGCGUUUAACACGAUCGUCGGUCCCAUCUACCAAGAGUUACACCAGAGGUCUAGGGCAGUGGAUAGUCAGGUGUACGUCGCUUUGGCGUCUCCGGCUAGAAGCGAACGUACACCGUAUGUUCCGUGGGGACACAGCAUGUUGGUGGAUCCUCUGGGCAAGGUGGUCCAGUCGGCGGGAACCGAGGAGGCAGUGCUGAUGGGCGAAGUGGACUUGGAUCACCUGUCGACGGUGAGGAAGCAGAUGCCAAUCAUGAAUCACCACAGGAAGGACCUCUACGAUGUGAUUAGGGUCGCAGGUGACUAAUUCAGUGACCACGAUGACGGUGAUUGCGGUGCGGCCUGAGGGUUGAUCGUGUUGUGCGUGGUGAGACGUGUGCUUAAGCAACGGCAGUAGAAGUGAACUUCAAUUUUAUAUUUUUCAUUUAUCUCAUGUGGAAUAGAAAAGCACGCAAAUAAACAUAUCUAUACAGUUUCA
This is a messenger RNA of Ixodes scapularis (black-legged tick), 1432 nucleotides long. Its product is annotated as omega-amidase NIT2-like. The transcript has a single exon. Gene Ontology annotation, biological process: oxaloacetate metabolic process; L-glutamine metabolic process. Gene Ontology annotation, molecular function: omega-amidase activity. The record is from RefSeq and is a predicted model, not a curated record. NCBI's taxonomy places the organism in Eukaryota, Metazoa, Arthropoda, Arachnida, Ixodida, Ixodidae. Gene Ontology annotation, cellular component: mitochondrion. Bases 419 to 1261 code for a protein of 280 amino acids.